Molecule: messenger RNA, 1756 nt
Organism: Chelonia mydas (Green sea turtle)
Lineage: Eukaryota; Metazoa; Chordata; Testudines; Cheloniidae
Gene: LYL1
Product: LYL1 basic helix-loop-helix family member
Exons: 4
Coding region: 232-1122 (296 amino acids)
Biological process (GO): regulation of transcription by RNA polymerase II
Molecular function (GO): protein dimerization activity; RNA polymerase II cis-regulatory region sequence-specific DNA binding; DNA-binding transcription factor activity, RNA polymerase II-specific
Source: RefSeq, a predicted model, not a curated record
UCAAAUCUUAGUGGCCACAUAGUGCCUGUGGAAAAGAGAGAGCGAGCGAGGUGGCGUGUGUGGGUAAGGGGGGCUAGCAAGUAGAAUGGGGGGGAGUUGAGGCCGGGAAAGACGCUUGACUCCAAUCGCUGCCCCCCCUCCAAAAAAAAAAAAACCAACCAAACCCCAAAUUUUCGCCCUCGCACCCGCCGAGAAGACGGAGACUUGGACCCCAGAUCAUGGACCCUGCGCAUGGUGGCAAGGAACAAACAUGUGGCCAAGUUGUGGGCAGAUGAGUUCUGGCCGCAGCCGGAGGUGCCGCGCCCCGCCUGGAAGAUGAUGGAGAAGCUGAGGACUCCCCCGCCCCCCUGCAGCCCCCUGCCCCCACCCUCACCCCCUGCCAGCCACUCGCCCGCUAGCCACCCCCCUGCUUCCCCAACCCCUGCCUCGUCCCCGGACCCCAAGGGGAGCCCGCCCCCCACAGCCCCUGCCCCGCUGCCCCCCGAUGUUCCCGUCAUCAGCCUGGGUCACAGCAAGCGCCCACCCCCCCCUGACGUGCCCACCACCGAGCUGACGGCCCUGCACCCCAUCCCCUCCCUGGUGCAGCUCUCAUCCCUGACCCCUGCGCCCCCCCCAGCCCCCAUGACGCUCGCCGGCCUGCAGAGCCCACUCCUGCCCCCGCAGUACCACCCACACCCCUUCCUCAACAGCAUCUACAUUGGCACCCCCGGCUCUCUCAGCCUCCUCCCCGCCAGCCGCCUCAAGCGCCGGCCCAGCCACUUCGAGCAGGAGCUCAUGGAUGGGCAGCAGCCGCAGAAAGUCGCCCGCCGCGUCUUCACCAACAGCCGGGAGCGCUGGCGCCAGCAGAACGUGAACGGGGCCUUCGCCGAGCUGCGGCGGCUCCUGCCCACGCACCCGCCGGACAAGAAGCUGAGCAAGAACGAGAUCCUGCGCCUGGCCAUGAAAUACAUCCGCUUCCUCGGGCAGCUGCUGCGCGACCAGGCCGCCGCCGGGCCCCCCGAGCCCGAGGCCCCGCCGCCGGGCAGCCCGGGGGGCGAGGCGCCGCGGGGGGCCGCCCCCCGCCCCAUCAAGCGGGAGCGCCGGACGCUGCUGGGGGCCGCGGCCGCGGGGGACGCCCGGUGAUGAUUGGCGGCCCCCCCUUCCUUCCCCCCCGCACUGGAUUUGGGGGGGUGACUCUGGACUGGGCGGGGGGCGGGGGGCGGGCCCCGCCCCCCCGGGACUGACAUUGCAGGGGGGGGGCGCGCUCCGGAUUCUGCCCCCCCCCCAGGUGUCAAGUGGGGCUGGGACCUUGGCGGGUCACCGCUGUGAUGAGGUUGAUCCAGUCUCAGCUGCUUCUGGCCCCCGAGGAGACGUGUCGGCGCUGGGUGGGAAAUGGGGGGGGGGGGCUGAGAGAAUGGGGGGCAGCGCCCCAGCACGCGCCAGACCCCCCCCACCGUAUGCCCCCCCCAUUGGCAAAGAGCCCCUGCAUCCUGAAAUGGUCUUGUCUGUGUUUUAACCCCUGGGGGGGGGCUAAGACCCCCCCCCCCAGUGCCCUGGGCCCAGAGAACUGCUCCCCGCUCAGCCAGGGGGCGCAGGAGUGAGCAGCGCUGGGGUGGGAGACCCCCCCCUGCCUCGGGGCUCUAGGGUGCCCCCCGGCCCCGUGUCUGGGGUGGGGUCUUGCCCUGCGAUGGGGGAGGGGAGCCGGGUGGUUUUUAAUUUAACCCUGUCUGGGCUGUAGCCACGCGGCCCACGAAAGAAACACAAAGUGCGCAGAGCC